AUGGGCGAUUGGAGUUUUCUGGGAAACAUUUUGGAGGAAGUUAAUGAACAUUCCACCGUAAUAGGAAGAGUGUGGUUGACAGUGCUGUUUAUUUUUCGAAUCCUAAUUCUUGGCACAGCUGCCGAGUUCGUUUGGGGAGACGAGCAGUCAGAUUUUGUCUGCAAUACCCAACAGCCAGGUUGUGAGAAUGUUUGUUAUGACGAAGCCUUCCCUAUUUCCCAUAUAAGACUGUGGGUUCUCCAGAUAAUCUUCGUCUCCACACCAUCUUUGGUUUAUGUUGGCCAUGCAGUUCAUCACGUAAGAAUGGAGGAGAAGAGAAAAGAAAGGGGAGAAGAAGCGAGUAGACAAGAAGUGAACGAAGAGAAAUUGCCUUUAGCCCCAGAUGAAGGUGUAAAGGAGUCCACCAAAACGAACAAGAAGUUCCGUUUGGAAGGCAUGUUGCUUAGAACAUACAUCUGCCAUAUUCUCUUCAAAACAAUUUUUGAAAUUGGUUUUGUAGUCGGCCAAUAUUUCCUCUACGGGUUCCAUAUUCUGCCACUCUAUCGCUGCAGUAGGUGGCCUUGUCCCAAUACAGUUGACUGUUUCGUCUCAAGACCAACGGAGAAGACUAUCUUUGUUAUUUUCAUGCUUGCAGUGGCUUCCGUAUCUCUGUUCUUAAAUUUUAUCGAAAUAAGUCACCUGGGCUUGAAGAAGAUCAGAUCUGCUUUUCGAAAGACAGCCGAACAACCAAUAGAUUAUCCUUCGCAGAAACUUAUCCAUUCCAUUAGUGUGUCCUCCAUGCAGAAAGCUCAUGAUUAUAAACUCCUCAAAGAAGAUAAACCAAUCUCCCAUUAUUUUCCAAUGUCAGAGUCUGGAGUGGAUAUGAAUAGAACCCCCUUAAUCAGUUUUCAAGAAAAAGUCAAACGUGUUGCUCCAGUAGAGGAUAUGAUUAAGGUGUAUAAUGAAACAUUGUUGGCCUAUGAACAGCUAGACGAUGCUGAAUCUGGACAAAAGGCAGGUCCACAAGCAGAAGCAGAGUUAGUAGCAGAAUCGGAACCUGCAGCAUUGGCAGAACCAGAGGAAAACAGUGGACCAGAACCGGAUCCACCAGCAAGAACGAGCGAAAACCUAUCGGACACAAGACCGUUGAGCAGAUUAAGCAAAGCAAGUAGCCGAGCUCGAUCAGAUGAUUUAACAGUCUGAAAAAUAUUGGUUUCAAUAUUGGUCAAAUAUAAGUGUAGAAAUGAAUGUGAACAUUCUGGAGAAAAUAUUCCACUUAUAUGAAAUAGCAAAGAUCAGGACUUCGACUGAGAAAAUUUAGUAAAUUAGUUUAAAAAAGAUGUGCACCACCAGUUUAACAUGUAAGCUACAGUGGAUUCCAGUUAAUAAGGACAUAUUGGGACCAGUACGUCUGGGCCAGUUAGCAGGUUUAAUGAAAAUAGUUUAAAAGGUAUAAAAAAAACUACCCAACUGAGUAACAAAUUAUCUAUUUAAUUCAGAGGUUCACAACCUGCUUAAUGGCAUUAGUCAACGGCAUAAAAAAGAUUGGGAACUCCUGAAAUAAAUGAAAUACAGAACAAGUGACAACACUGCCAAAACUACCACCGUACUAUUAAGAUGUGUAUUUGUUCCUAAUAGUUGUUGAUGGAGGAAUACAUUCAGUAUACACUAACAUAUUUGUUUGACUAAAUGAACACAAUCAGUGUAGGACAGAUAGUGCCUUCAAACAGUGGUUUUGACUGCAUCCUCCAAAUCUUCAUUUUCAUUGUAAUAUUCAAGGUAAUUGAUGAUAUCUUCAAAUUCUUCAUAUUUUCUUCAUAUUUUCUAAUUUGUUGAAGUUGUGAAAUCCUUUCAUUUUCACUCCUGGCUGUCUCUGGCAUUGCCAAGCCUUGGAAAAGCAGUGAGCAAAGCAAUUCUGUAUUGUCUUACUGCUCAUUAUUUGCCAACAAUCAGUCACUAAAAACUAUUCAUGUUUUUAUGAAUACAAACAAGCUGGUGACACUGUAUCAAAACUGUGUGCUGGUAAUAAAAUGUGUGGUAACAGUUUCCUGCCCUCUUUAAGUAACAUGGUGCCCCAAAUAAACAAAGGGAAUCCCAGCUGGUUUCUUGAUUUGUUCUUGUUCUUUAAGAGUUGACCAGGUAAGCAUUUGCCCUGAUGAAGCCAUGGCCCAGUUACUGGAAUCCAUUGUACUUGAAGAGAAAUUACAAAUACAAUACAUGGUACAAAAACAAACCAAAUGCAAUCAGUAGCAUACAUGUACAAUUACAAAGAUUGAGGCUAACAUCAAACAACUGUAAUGGGUCU
Molecule: messenger RNA, 2284 nt
Organism: Hypanus sabinus (Atlantic stingray)
Lineage: Eukaryota; Metazoa; Chordata; Chondrichthyes; Myliobatiformes; Dasyatidae
Gene: gja8b
Product: gap junction protein alpha 8 paralog b
Exons: 2
Coding region: 1-1182 (393 amino acids)
Biological process (GO): cell communication
Cellular component (GO): connexin complex
Source: RefSeq, a predicted model, not a curated record